Chilo suppressalis (striped riceborer) is the source of this 1017-nucleotide messenger RNA. NCBI's taxonomy places the organism in Eukaryota, Metazoa, Arthropoda, Insecta, Lepidoptera, Crambidae. The record is from the annotation of a GenBank genome assembly.
AUGGACUGGACAGGUAUAUGCGGAUUCGGCAGUGUCAUUUCGGCUUUUUUGAAGGGAUACUCAUCAAUACCGAAAAUGUCAAGUUUCUUGUGUUGGGCUUUAGACAGUUUGCUCUCAUCUUUUGGAAUCAGUCUUACGGCGUGUCGGGGUUAUACAAGGCUAACUGCAACUAUGCAGUGCAUGCAGCAAUUACGGAAAAUUAAACUCACCUUGGGAGUCCAGAAUCGUUAUCUGACAGAAGAGAAUAGGCGACUCAAAAUGUACGUCGCUUUUAUGUUCGCACUGGGUGUGGCUGUGAUGUCUAGCAACAACAGGUUAAUCAACCAUGGAGGAUUUAGUUUCAAAGGAUCGAUUCUGACCUGCUGCUAUGAAUACAUCUGUGUGCUGCUCAUACUUCAAGGGACACAGUUUACUUUCUGUGUCUACGAAAUCAUUACGGUGCUCAAGACUUUGAACGAUAGUCUGGAUAAAAUGAGAUACUUGAAGAGACAAGAAAUCUUCGUCGUAGGCCACAACCUCAUUAAAUCUAUUUCAAAAUCAUUAGAAGUGAUGACACACUGCUACGAUGAAAUCUGCACUGUAAUACGAAAACUGGAAAGGGCUAGUAGUGUAACGCUAAUCUUUAUGUUAGGCGUGUUGACUAUGCGUUUCGUCAUCAAACCCUUUCUCAUCGUAAGAAACUUCUUUACUUCGGAUAUUGAAGCGACUGAUUCAACACUGGUACUGUCAUACUGGAUGGUUAUGUACUUCCUGGGCAUUUUGAUGGUACUGGAACCUUGUCACAUAACCCAAGCAGAGGCGAAACGCACAGGAGUCAUUCUGAGUAUGUUGGCGAACAUGUUCACAGACACGAACAUCUCCAGGAAGCUGUUCAAUUUCUCUCGAUAUAUAGGCCUCAAUGAAGUCCGCUAUUGUCCUAUGGGAAUAUGCCUCCUAUCGCGUUCGCUACUGAAUACGAUCCUGGGCAGCUCUUUUACAUAUCUUAUCAUCAUUAUCCAGUUCCAGAGCUAUGAAUAA